UUUGCUUUCUCUGCUUGAUGUGUGGUCCAGGUUUCUCCGCAUGGUUCCAAGAAGGCUGCCGUAGCUCCAGACAUCACAGCCCCCUACAAGCAGAAUCCCAACCAGAAAGAAAGGCGGACCGGUUACUGAUGACGUCCACGGACCCAACCAUGUCACAGCGGCUGCAAACAACCACACGUUAUUGGAUUUGCAGUCUUUCUGCUACUACUUCCAGGCCCUGAGCUCAGCCAGAUGGUGUCCUGAGGGAUCAACACACUGAGGAGACAAGCGGGAGUCUGACCUCAGGAGAGGGGACAAUACCUUGAAGAUCUGAGCACAGCGUGCUGGCGGCGCACCUGUCCAGUCUGAGCACUCAGAGCCAAGCAGAUCUCUAUACCUUUGAGGACACUGCAGACAGAGGAGACACACACUGAGAAGAGGUGGGCUUGCUUGCUUGGCUUUGACCCAGGACCCCAGUGUCUAAGCAGAAGGGAAGCUCAGAUCCAUCUCAAUGCCAAAGAAAAAAUACAGAUGGACUGCCUCUUUAGGUCGUGUGGGCAUCCUCUUUCUCUGUCUUGCCCAGAUGAAGAAACUCAGGAGGAAGGGCUCUUCCGGUCUUCCGGAACUUUCCGAGAAGGCCAAGGAGCAGCUCGCUCAGGCAGAGCUACGGAAACUGAGGCAGCAGUUCCGCAAGAUGGUAGACAGCCGAAAGUCCUUCAACUUCCGCAACCAGCGCAUGAUCGCCAGCCAAUACAAGGAAAUAGAGGGUCUGAAAGCCGAACAGGCCGAGACCACCAUGCUUCUAAGCCUCGUGAAGUCUCCGAAGAACCUGGACAUCAACCAGAAAAACUUAAUGGAGCUACGCUUCCUGCUGCAGACCAAGGGGGACUACGAGACACUCAUCUCUUCCAUGAAGGUGCUGUUGGGAGAACUGGAUGACAAGAUCGUUCAGAUGGAGAGAAAGAUCACGAACCAGAGACAGCUCCUCUUGAGGACACAAGAGGCCAAUAAUCCCAAGAGGCUGCAGAAACAGAUCCACAUUCUGGAGUCCCGACUGAACCUGGUCACUGUCCACUUUGACACGAUGCUGACCUCUAACUCCCAGCUCCGGAAGGAGAUUGAGGAUCUCCUCUUUGAGAAGGCCGCCUACGACCACGUCUACCAGCAGCUUCAGCGGCGUCUGCAGACACAGAAGAAGACCAUGAACGUGGCCAUUGAGCAGUCUGCCCAGGCCUACGAGCAGAGAGUGGAGGCCAUGGCUCGGAUGGCUGCCAUGAAGGACCGCCAGCAGAAAGACAUCUCUCAGUACAACCUGGAGAUCCGGGAGCUGGAACGUCUGUACGACCAUGAGACGAAGCUCAAGUCCUUCCUGCUGGCCAAGCUCAACGACCGCUCGGAAUUCGAGGACCAGGCCAAGAAGCAGGAAGCUGUCAAAUCCAAGAAGCUUGGGAAGAAGAGGAAGGGCGAGAGUUUCGCGAGCUACGAGGUGGCGCACCUGCGGCUGCUGAAGCUGGCGGAGAACGGGGACCUGAACCAGCUCACGGAGGAUUUCCUGGCCAAGGAGGAGAAGAAUUUUGCUCGCUUCACUUAUGUCACCGAGCUCAACAAUGACAUGGAGACCAUGCACAAGAAGACCCAGCGGAUCCAGGAUGACAUCAUCAACUUGCGGUCACAGCAGCAGACCUUCCACGAGGGCACCCGGAACAUCCUGAAACAGAUGGAGGAGAAACUGAGGAAGACCACCCAGGAAGCAGACAUUUAUGAGACCAAAUACAAGGAGAUGAGCAAGACCCUGGAGUAUCUCAAGAACUCUGUGGAGAAGAUGUUUAAGAAGAUUAACUGCGACGCCACUGAGAUCCUGGGCAAGCUGGGCGAGACGGGGAAGGUCACGGACAUCAACCUCCAGCAGUACUUUGCUAUCAUAGAAAAGAAGACAAAUGACCUGCUACUUCUGGAGUCCUUCCGGCGCCUGCAGGAGGCGGAGGGGCCUGAUGUCGAUGUCCCACAACCCUUUGUCAACCCCUUCUGGGGCGGCUCUGCCCUCCUCAAGCCCCCAGAGCCCAUAAGGGUUGUGCCACCUGUGUUUGGGGCAGACUCCUUCAGUGACAAACUUGAAGAAGUGGACUAUCCUCUGGACCACAGUACCCUCCGGCAGAUGGUCUUGGAGAACUUCCUUCAGAGGGAACGCAUAAAAGAACUCCAGGACACCAUGUCAGAGAAGGGGGACGAGAUAAGGCUCAAGAAGAAGGUGAUAGGCUGAGCCGCGUGCGUGCCUGUAUUCCAACCAGAGAGAAUAAAUGUUUUCUUGCUGAGCC
Messenger RNA from Mus pahari (shrew mouse), 2294 nucleotides. It is a transcript of the gene Ccdc63, whose product is annotated as coiled-coil domain containing 63. Gene Ontology annotation, biological process: outer dynein arm assembly; cilium movement. The transcript has 13 exons. Bases 491 to 2239 code for a protein of 582 amino acids. The record is from RefSeq and is a predicted model, not a curated record. Gene Ontology annotation, cellular component: axoneme. NCBI's taxonomy places the organism in Eukaryota, Metazoa, Chordata, Mammalia, Rodentia, Muridae.